GCUACGUGUAAGGUAACAAUACUGUGCAAGUAUGUAUUGUCUUGUUGCGUAUUAUACAGAUUUUCACUGUAAAUCAAAUAAUUGGGUCAUUCAUACGUUUUACUCGGAAAACACAUUCUACAAUUAAGCAGGCUAAUUUAAAAUAUUGUGCGUUAAAUUGUCUCGUCUAAUAUAGGAGGCCUAGAGUAAAGUUAGGCUACUUAAGUCCUUUUUUUAUUCCCGUAAGAAGCAUGAAUAUAUUGAGCAUAGAUGUAGUAAGCUAUGUAUAGAAAUAUCUAUGAUCUCCUCGAGUCCCCUUUCUUUCUCAUGUGAUUCUUUACUUCCGUUUACUAGGGAGCGUUUGGUCACCUUGGCAACCGUAACACAUCCACACAUGACUGGUUACCUAUUGCUAGAACAGCAAGCUUGUUAACUAUUAUGACAGAAGAACUACACGAAGAGGUUUUAGACAGUCUUGCAGAACUCGACAAACUUUGUACAGUAUUUGAUGGAGCGUCGCAAGAAGAUGUGGCAUAUGCAAAGGUUUUCUGGAGCUCUCUUUCCCUUCAGCCACCAAUAGAGUCUCGACUCGUUUCUGCUGACAUCAGGCAGCGGCUGAGAGCUGCGAAGACACCGCACUCCACAAAUGCUAGCGCAAAACAAGCGUCUUGGUCAAAGAGGGAUGAUGAAAUCCAGCAGGAUGUUUACUUGAAGCAAAAGCAAGAGGAGAGACAGAAAUACAUGGAGAUGGCCAAGAAACGAGAGCAGAUUAUUGCGCUUCUGAAAAAGCAGAGGGAUGAGCGAAUUAAGAAGGAGAUGAUUUCCUACCAAAACAAAACAAGAAAAUGCAACCAAGUGGAUAAAAGAUUGGCUCCAUCAUCUGUGGAUGAGGACCAGAAAGAAGUUCAGAAGCUCCAGUAAACAUAUUGAUGAUAUUAAAGAACGUAAUGUGUAAUUUUAGCAUAGUAAACAGAGCAAUGUAUAAUAUGUUUACUUAUAAUG
Molecule: messenger RNA, 981 nt
Organism: Cyprinus carpio (common carp)
Lineage: Eukaryota; Metazoa; Chordata; Actinopteri; Cypriniformes; Cyprinidae
Gene: hoatz
Product: HOATZ cilia and flagella associated protein
Biological process (GO): cilium assembly
Source: RefSeq, a predicted model, not a curated record